Molecule: messenger RNA, 2898 nt
Organism: Diorhabda carinulata
Lineage: Eukaryota; Metazoa; Arthropoda; Insecta; Coleoptera; Chrysomelidae
Gene: Pdss2
Product: all trans-polyprenyl-diphosphate synthase PDSS2
Exons: 6
Coding region: 57-1250 (397 amino acids)
Biological process (GO): ubiquinone biosynthetic process; isoprenoid biosynthetic process
Cellular component (GO): mitochondrion; transferase complex
Molecular function (GO): prenyltransferase activity
Source: RefSeq, a predicted model, not a curated record
AGUUUUUAAUAUUUAGUGAUUAAAGUAUUUUCCGUGUACACGUCAAAUUCAUAUAUAUGAAUUGGAACGUUGCUGUAAAGUACCAGGUGCGUUCCGAAAGAUCGAGUAGCAUAAAUGUACCAUCCUCGAAAAAACCGAAUUGGAAUCGGGCAGUGACCGAAGCAGAAAAAAUUGUUGGUUAUCCAAAUAGUUUUUUGAGUUUAAGAUGGUUGUUGAGUGACGAAAUUGCCAAUGUGGCGCUACAAUUGCGGAAACUUGUAGGCUCUAAUCAUCCUUUGUUGAAAACUGCUAAAGGUUUGUUUUUUAAUGGGAAAAACAACAUGCAAGCAUGGGGUCUAAUAGUUUUGUUAGUUUCAAAAGCAGCUGGACAUUCUCCAGAUAUACCAGAUAUGGAAGAAGAUAAAUCCGCUGGAGUACUCCACAGUCAAAGGGCUUUAGCCGAAGUUACUGAAAUGAUACGCACCAGCCAUUUGGUACAUAAAGGAUUGGUCAAUUUACAACCGCCAAUAAAAGUGGAUGCACCAGGUGAUAUGAUAUCAGGAAAUAAAAUAGCACUUCUUUCCGGCGAUUUUCUCUUGAGUAACAGUUGUGUCGAAUUAGCUAACUUAAAAAAUCAAGAGUUGGUCGAAUUAAUGAGUUCGGCGGUUCGAGAUUUGGCCGAAGCAGAGUUUGUCGAACCGAGAGAUAUUCAAAAUGCACCGCUUCCCGCCAAACCGAGACCGUCAGCUAAAGCAUACGAACAAUUUGUAGAUAACACUUUGGAACCGUUGGUUGUUCAUGAAGCUUUAGGUAAUGCUAGAGCCGAAUGGACUUUACGGCAUGUCUUGAAUGCGGGUAGCUUAUUGGGAAAAUCAUGCCAGGGAACUUUGAAACUAGCAGGACAUUCACACGAUUUGCAACAAAAAGGUUAUUUAUUUGGAAAACAUCUGGCUCUAGCUUGGCAAGCUUGUUUAGACAGAGAACCAUUUUCAGUAGGAUCUACAGGACCGUUCAGUUUAAUCAGCGCUCCAGUGUUAUUUGCCCUUCAACAUAAUCCAGACAUGUACAAUUUAAUAGAAAAAGGUUUAGACGAUAUUGAACAAGUUGACUUCGAGGCCGUUCGAAAAGCAGUUAUGAGCGGACCAGCUUUGGAUAUGACCAAAAACUUGCAGAAAGAUCAUUCUAAAGCAGCGCUAGAAGUUCUUAACGAACUAAAAGAAUCUGACGCGAGAACUGCGUUAAAAAAUAUAAUAGUAGCCAUCCAAGAUUGACGUUUCUUGAAUAUUUUUAACAUAGAAAACAUAAAAAUGUAUUUUUUCCAUACUGAUUAUUUCAUUAUCUAAUGGAGAUAGUUUCAAUACAACAAUUUUUGUUCCAAACAGAACUAUGUUCAAGUAUAGAAAGGUAUCACACAAAUGAAUCAAUUUGCAUUCCUUCCAACUAUAUUGUUGUAUGUUAUAUGUUUCAUCAUUCUGCUGGUGCUAGAUAAAUUGUGCCACAUUGUUUAAAUUACCUUUUAACCUUCUUUCCAAGCUAAUCGCUUAAAUUUUCAAUAGGAUUUAGUUGCUGUGAAUGAGCAGGUCAAUUUGAGUUAUCCACCUCUAAAUUAGAGUGAAUUUGUUGUUUGCUCUUAAUGAGUUUAAAAAUUGGGUGCAUUCCCAAAACUAAAUUCUACUCAAUUUUAUAAGUCAAGGGUUGGAGGGCUGCACUACCAUCUGCUAUAUGUUCCCAAGUUCUUGCCACGACAUGUUAUCGUGACUUUUCUAUCUCAAAAGAUAGUUCAAAUUUAAAAAAAAAUAAUUUUAAGAAAAGUAAGCAGUUUAUUGAAAAAAUACUUAUCACCUAUUAAAACAAAUUUCUUGGGAAUUUAUUUCUUCGAAAUGUAUACCGUUGCGCUAACAGCAUUCAUUUAAUCAAGAACUGAAAUUACUUUUAAUUAUGCCAGGGAAGUCGAAUGGUUAGCGUAAACUUUAUAUUUGAUAGAAAUUCACUAGAAAGUUCAUAGGUGUUAAAUCGGAACUGCGUGGGACGCCAACUUAUGUCACUUCUUCUGGAUCAAGGAAAAAUUUCACGACGUCGUGGCAGAGAUCUAUUGGACGAGUGUGAAGCUGCUCGGCUCUGCUGGAACCAUGCUCUUUGAUUAUAACCAAUUCAGUUUUGCACGAAGAAGUUGUCUAACAUUUGCAAAUGUGAAUUCACUACAACUAUUUGUCCCCUUUCGGCUUCAUAGCAGCUUAUAUUCAUUUUAGAUGAAUGUAGGGAGUUCUGAUAUUAGUGUUUCGGAUUGGUUGCUCUCGAAUAUCGACAAUUUUGCUGGGAGUAUUUUUUAUCAGCACAUCUAUCAGUUUACGACCUUAAUCAAAUCAAAAUAACUAUAUUUUCUGUACUGAAUAAUAUUAAACGCUAAAAUGUGUUUCUUUUUUAUUUGAACAGUUUUUAAACGGUGGUGUGAAUAUAUACACUCGGUUUUUCUUACUUAUUUACUUAAUUCAUUUAUACACUAACACUUAAUACACUUAACUAUUCACUCAUUUAUAUUAUCUAUUCAAAUCUGCUGUUUACAUCCAAUUAUUCACUGACUACUAUGGUUGCUAGAAAUUCGUUCAUACACAUUAUAAUCUUAUCCAGAAUGUUCAUUAUCUCGAAUUUGUUGUAAAUAAAUAAAAAGACCUUUUUAGAAAUGAUGUUGUAAAACAAUUCAAAGGCUUUCUUGGAAUGUGUACCCAGCGCGUUCACUAAAAUCUAAAUUCUAUCAACAUAAUUGAACAGAACCGGUUUCAUGGUCUAUGUCAUGGACAAGUUCGUAACAAUACAAAAUUAGAAAAUUAAGUAGGAUCAAUUUUUCUCUUAUGUUUAUUUAUACAAAAAAACUUUGAUAAAAUGUGAUUUUCAACAAAAAAUAUAAACUUGUUUAUUUCA